CUAUAUGUCUGAGAAUCCAUCAUUUUUGGUGAAGACUAGGUCAGGGAAUUUAAACCCAGUUCUUUGCUAUGGAUGUUGGGGCAGAUUCUGUAGAUAGCUCCCUUGUUCUGGUGAAGCAAGGAGCUGAAGCUAGGGUUUUUGAGUCAACCUUUGUGGGAAGGAGGUCUAUUGUCAAGGAACGGUUUUCGAAGAAGUACAGGCAUCCUACUUUGGAUGCAAAACUUACACUCAGGCGCCUCAAUGCGGAGGCGAGGUGCAUGAGGAAAGCAAGACGGCUUGGGGUGCAUACUCUGGUGCUUUACACUGUGGACAUUGUGCUGCAUACCCUGACAUUUGAAUAUGUGGAGGGGCCUUCUGUUAAAGAUGUGUUUCUUGAGUUUGGGUUAGGAGGUGGUCGUGUGGCUUCAGAAAUUGUUGUUAUUUAUGAUUGGUAGAUUUUGCUUUUAUUU
Molecule: messenger RNA, 449 nt
Organism: Rosa chinensis
Lineage: Eukaryota; Viridiplantae; Streptophyta; Magnoliopsida; Rosales; Rosaceae
Product: EKC/KEOPS complex subunit TP53RK
Exons: 3
Coding region: 69-434 (121 amino acids)
Biological process (GO): protein phosphorylation
Cellular component (GO): nucleus; EKC/KEOPS complex; cytosol
Molecular function (GO): protein serine/threonine kinase activity
Source: RefSeq, a predicted model, not a curated record